Molecule: messenger RNA, 2391 nt
Organism: Sinocyclocheilus anshuiensis
Lineage: Eukaryota; Metazoa; Chordata; Actinopteri; Cypriniformes; Cyprinidae
Product: bifunctional endoribonuclease and deubiquitinase ZC3H12A-like
Exons: 6
Coding region: 232-1986 (584 amino acids)
Biological process (GO): 3'-UTR-mediated mRNA destabilization
Cellular component (GO): cytoplasmic ribonucleoprotein granule; nucleus
Molecular function (GO): metal ion binding; RNA endonuclease activity; mRNA binding
Source: RefSeq, a predicted model, not a curated record
AGUUACCUGGAGCAGGAAGUAGAAGAGGAAAGGUGUUACAUUAAAGCACGUCAUAAAACACCAGAUCAGUACUUUCUAGCACACACGCGCGCGUUACAGAUCACCGGACUCAUCACUGGGAGAAUAUGCCUUAUUCGGAAGCAAGAGCAACAUGUCAGAGCAGCAUAUGGACGACACAGCAGCUCUUGCACUGAAAAACCCCAGAACAUCAAACAUCCAACAUACGGCGGGAUGCAGUCGAGGUGUUACCAUCAACCCGCUGGCCUGGGCCAAGACGGACCUGACCUCCAUGACCUGCAGAUGAAGGUCGACUUCUUUCGUAAGCUGGGAUACUCUCCACAAGAGGUGAAGGCUGCCCUGAGGAAGCUCGGCCUGGGGACGGACACCAACGCAGUGCUGGGGGAACUGGUGCGUUCAGGGGCCAAGGCUGUGCCCUCCUCUAGCUCUGACAGCGAUGAUAGUGGGUUCAGUUUGCCCCAUCGGGGAGGAAGCUCAUCUAGGGCACAGGGCUCAACGCUGGAGGACACCACUGAACCAGAAAGUGACCUGAAGCCUAUUGUUAUUGAUGGCAGCAACGUGGCCAUGAGUCAUGGGAACAAGGAAGUGUUUUCUUGCCGUGGGAUUGAGCUGGCAGUUAAUUACUUCCUUGACCGAGGACACAGAAAUAUCACUGUGUUCGUGCCUUCCUGGAGAAAAGAGCAGCCCAGGCCUGACGUACCUAUUUCAGAUCAGCAUAUUUUGGAAGAGCUGGAAAGGAAGAAGAUUCUUGUGUUUACACCUUCACGAAGGGUCGGAGGAAAGCGUGUAGUUUGCUAUGAUGAUCGCUUUAUUGUCAAAUUAGCUCAUGAUCUGGAUGGCAUUAUAGUAUCCAACGACACAUAUCGUGACCUGCAAAGUGAACGUCCGGAGUGGAAGCGUUGUAUUGAGGAGAGAUUGCUUAUGUACUCGUUUGUUAAUGACAAGUUCAUGCCACCUGAUGACCCUCUCGGCCGUCAUGGACCCAAUUUAGAUAAUUUUCUUCGUAAAAAAGCGAUGUUGCUUGACCACAAGCGACAACUCUGUCCAUAUGGAAAAAAGUGCACAUAUGGGAUCAAGUGUAAGUUCUACCACCCAGAGCGCACAAACAAGUCACAGCGUUCUCUAGCCGAUGAGCUUCGAGAGAAUGCCAGACUGUCUGGUUCAAAAGAGGAAAGCAGAGUAACUGGGCCACUAAGAGGCAUGUACCCAAGAAAUGACCCUGGUUUUGGGUCCAGCUCACCUUCCUUGGAGCAAGAACUGGAACAAAAGCUCAACUUGGAUCCCAAGAGCUCUGACAGCAGGGAUGUUAUGCUCCAGUACUGGGAUGACAUUUUGUCCACCAAAAAGCCCUUAAAUACAGCCACAGUGGCACAACGCAGGGCUUCGGUAGACAGAACCAGUCUGCAAGCACCUUACCCAACAAACCCUUCGUCCAUUUUCAGUUCUGACUCGGGGCUUGGAUCCUACCAAAGCCAGUUUUCAGAUCCAUCCCAGAGCAUUGAUGAGUUGCAUAGGAUGAGAUCCAAUCAUCCACCGAUGUCUGGUAACCCUGGUGUACCUGCAGGUGGCCAGCGCUACUAUGACAACAUGAGUCCUUUCUCCAACUAUCAGCCCAACUUUGGUGCCUACAGCUCCCUACCUCUGCCCAACCCCGUCCAGCGUUACAAUCUUUCUGCUUACGGUGCCUGGCCUUACCCUUACUUCUUACCACAGGCAACCAGUUUACCCGAACCUUUACCCUGUCCUAGCUCGCACAGGUCUCCUGAUGUCUACGGAAGUCAGCAGCACUCAGCCAUGCCACAGUCCAACGCUUUCCAGGAAGAAAGAGAGGAGGUCAGGAAAAAGCUUCAUGCAAUUUUUAACCCGCAUCAUGUAAACAAAGUUAUGGAAAUGUUCCCGCAGCUGAAAGAUGCGCAGCAGCUGGCGGCAGAGAUUCUCAAACUCAAGUCCAGAGGAGAGUUCUUCUGAUUUGUUGAAACUUUGGGACCAUAAAAAAGACUGCAUGGCAUGCCAAGUUUCUCAAAAGAAAGAGUCUCUACACUCUCAGAAAAAAAAAUGUGCAUACAUUGUACCUUUAGGGGUACUUUUUUACCCUUAAAAAGUUUGUAGUAGUGCUUUAAAGGUACCUAGUUCAACUCUAAGGUAUACACCUUUUAGGGGGAGAUAAGGUACAAACUUGUCGAUUUAGGGGUACAACAACUUGUCACUCAGGCGCUCCCUGAACUUUUUACCUUUUUACCUUUAAAAUUUCAUAGUAGUACUUUAAAGGUACCUAUUACUACUACUAUUAUUUACUACUACUUUAAAGGUACCUAUUACUAAUAUGCACUUUCGAGGGGUAGAUUAGGUACAGAUAUGUCCUUUUAAGGGUGC